Molecule: messenger RNA, 2613 nt
Organism: Alternaria infectoria
Lineage: Eukaryota; Fungi; Ascomycota; Dothideomycetes; Pleosporales; Pleosporaceae
Exons: 5
Coding region: 1-2613 (870 amino acids)
Biological process (GO): butanediol biosynthetic process
Cellular component (GO): cytoplasm
Molecular function (GO): (R,R)-butanediol dehydrogenase activity
Source: RefSeq, a predicted model, not a curated record
AUGCGCGCAGCAAGAUACUACGGCAAAGAGGACAUCAGGAUUGAGGAUGUGGAUGAGCAGAAGUGCGGGGCGGGACAAGUCAGGGUCGCACCGGCCUUCGUAGGCAUCUGUGGUACAGAUCUCCAUGAAUACCUCGGAGGACCCAACUUCGCGCCGACGACACCACACCCGUGUACGAACGAAACGAUUCCCAUCACCCUGGGGCAUGAGUUCUCCGGGACUGUGACUGAAGUGGGUUCGGAUAACUCGAGCUUUACGGUGGGCCAGAAUGUCGUUGUUCAGCCGACAAUAUAUUGUGGCAAAUGCGAGGCGUGCAAAGCAGGCUCAGAAAACGUAUGCGAAAACGGUGGCUUCAUUGGGCUCUCGGGAGGAGGUGGCGGUUUGAGCGAUUCAGUCGUUGUGCCUGAAGGCGCAGUACUGAACUUGCCCACCAACGUACCGCUCGACGUCGGCGCGCUGGUGGAGCCACUGGCGGUUGCGUGGCAUGCUAUCUCAGCUGCCCCACUGACACCCGACUCCGUUGUCAUGGUCCUGGGUGGUGGACCGAUCGGGCUGGCAAUCGUCCAAUGUCUCAAGGCCCUGGGUACCAAGAAGAUCAUCGUGAGCGAGGUGUCGGGCGCGCGGCAACGCUUCGCAAGGGAGUUCGGCGCGCACCACGUCCUCUGCCCCAAAACAUACGACGUUGCGAAGAUGAGCAAGGCUCUGAGUGGAAAAGAUGGACCGGAUGUGGUUUUCGACUGCGCUGGCGUUCCCGCAAGUCUCACAACGGCUUGCACGGCGGUGCGCGCUCGAGGGACAGUCGUCAACGUCGCGAUUUGGGAGAAGGAAGUUCCGUUUAACCCGAACAUGCUCGUGUUCCGGGAGGCGCAGUACACAGCCGUUUUGGGCUACCAAAGAAAGGACCUCGAGGCCGUCAUCGAACAUCUAGCUGCUGGUACUCUAAAACCCAUGAAGAUGAUUACCAGCAAGAUUAGUCUGGAGGAUCUGGUAGAAGGCGGGAUCAAAGCCCUGAUCAACGACAAGGAGAACCAUGUCAAGAUCCUGGUUGAAGUUGGAGACUCAAUGGCUUGUUGCCAAGCGCCGUAUACGGCCAUGUCACAGUAUAACUCGAUGCCGUCCCCGGGGGUUUACGUUCCCCCAUCCCAAGGCUCCCCAGCGCAAUCGCAAGGCGUCCAGCAGCCCUCGAGCUAUCAGCCCAAUGCCACGAACUAUGGAGCACAAUAUCAGUCUCAGAAGGGAGGAGGCACGUUUGGCCAGAUGAUGAAUCAGCGGCUUGAGCAGGCGGUGACAACGGGAAAGCCAAUGCUGAACAAGCUGGGCAAGACUAUAAGCUCAAAGCUAGGGAACAAGCCUUCGGGAGGCCCACCGCAGCAUCUGCAGAGCUAUCAGAGUUACCAGACUCACUUUGGGCAGCAGGGCCAGAAUCAACCAUACCAGCAACCUCACGGUCAGGCUUUCAGUCCUCAGCCGCAACAGCAGCAAUGGGCACCACCGCAGCAACAACCCCCACCUCAAGCGCCGAAUGCCUACCCACCUCCACAGCCGUCUCCAUAUCAGCACUCGACCUACUCCACACCGGCUUCCGGCCACUCGGGGCAGAGCAACUACUUCCCAUCGCAGACGACGCAAGCGCCCACAACACAAUCUCAUACGCCGCAGUCGCCGCUCACUACCACGGGACAUAAUUCCUGGCAAAACGGUCAAGGCGGCGGGAUAGCGGAGCAUACACAGACACACGGAUACAAUUGGCAAAACCAGGCGCAGCCGGGUCAGCCUCAGGCGCCUGUCCCGCAACCGACACAGGAAUCAAGCCAAUACGCUGGACAGCAGAUGGGAGUGGUAGGAGGCUACAAUGCUGUGCAACAUACACCACCACCCCACACUUCUAGUAUGUCUCUGGGAAUACCCGCCCAGGCCAUGCAGCCACAAUGGGAACAGGCAGGUAAUGGGCAGCAGUCGGGUUCUCAAACACAUCCCCCUCAGCAGAACACCACUGCGGCAAGUCCGCCACCUCAUUCACAGCAACAGUGGAAUAGCCCGUCUUCAGGUGGUGCAUAUGGCCAAGGACAGUCGCCGAUGACUGCUCACUCCGUCAGCCCUCCGCCGACACAGCCGAUGACUGCGGCACCUCAAGUGCCAUCAAACAAACCUGUACAGUCAAGUCAGUCGUCAACGCCAGCACCGCAUCAAUCCGGAUAUUCUGCGCCACACGAGUUCAUUGCGGAGCUUCCUGCAGAUCUUGGAAACUUGACUAUUGCAGAAUCGAAGCCCAAGGAACAAGAACCAUCGGUCUCAGGCUCGCAAUAUCAAGCCUUCCACCCUUCGCUAUCUCCGACUGGAUCGCCAUCGCCUGGCUUUACCAUUCCUCGGCGGUCGUUUAGUGUCAGCACGAUUCCACUGGCUGAUCCGUGGAGGUUUGCAGAUGCGAUCACUGAAGUUCCAACACGCGAGUUCUACAUUCUGGCCGAUUUGCUUUUCGACGCUCUGGACCGGAAGUUUGAGCCAAAGAACACGGGCCUUCUGGAAGCACCAAAGAUCAUCGGGAGCUGGGUGAAAUUGACCGAAGACGCGUGUCGUGAGUGUCUGAAUUGCCGACAGAUGAUGCAAGACUAA